Molecule: messenger RNA, 2951 nt
Organism: Oldenlandia corymbosa var. corymbosa
Lineage: Eukaryota; Viridiplantae; Streptophyta; Magnoliopsida; Gentianales; Rubiaceae
Source: the annotation of a GenBank genome assembly
GGUAAAGUGACAUUAAACUUUACAAGCUCGGCGAGCAGAGCAUCCAUGGCCCCUCCACUCCCUUAAGAAUCAGAUCCUUUUGACAUUUUGAACAUAUUAUCAGCUUCUUCUUCGACCCCACUUUGGGGGCCACUUUCUCCAUUGCCCAGCUCAUGUGAUUUUACUCGAACAACAACGAAGGAAUAAUAAAUGGACUUUUCCCCUACUUCCCGACGUACGAGAAAGCCCCCUCCACCACCUCAACAAUCCGACCUUUACUCUACUGUAGUCAUCCACCAUCAUAAAAACGACGAAAACCCAGAUGAACGAUUAGACCCAUCUUCUGCUGCAGACAUUUACGCCACUAUGGUCCGCAAGGAUGAUGAUGAAACCGACGACGAUUCGCUCCCUCCUCUGCUUAAACGCCUUCCCAAAGAUUUCGGUUUGGACCCAACUAUGAAUUCCGAAGAUGACGACGCCGGCGGCCUGUUUGAUGCUGCUUCUUCGAUUUCUGGUACCAUGAUUGUUAAGAAAUCUUUCAAUUCUAGGGGACCCUCUUUUCUGGAUCGGACUGGGAAGAGGAAUUUUGAUAAUGCGGCGUCGUAUAGGCGGAGAUACGGGGAUGAGGAGGAUGAUGAUGACGAGGAUGGUGAUGGGGUGGCGGAUUUUGGGACUUUUGUAGUGAGGAAAGGGGUGGAGGAGGAUGAGGAUGAGGAGGAAGAAGAAGAAGAUGAGUUGGGAUCAGGGACUAUAGUGCGGAAGACGGCGAGGAGGGCUGGGAAGAAGAGCGUCGGAGGUGGGACGAUGAGUCGGGUAGUGGCAAGUAUGCAGGCGGUGGGGGAGAUUGGCGGGAAGCAGAGGAAAGUUGGUGGUAAUGCUGGUGGCACGGCGGAAGACGGCAUUGGUAAUGGGCGGUUAAGGGGCUAUGGAAGUGGGAAAGUGUCUACAAGUUCGAUUCCGGAUAGUGUCACCAAGGAAGACCCGUCAACUAAGUAUGAAUUGCUACAUGAGCUUGGGAAGGGAUCAUAUGGGGCUGUAUAUAAAGCUCGUGAUAAAAGAACUUCAGAGUUGGUAGCCAUUAAAGUGAUCUCAUUGAGUGAAGGGGAGGAGGGGUAUGAAGAAAUUCGUGGGGAAAUUGAGAUGUUACAACAAUGUAAUCAUCCAAAUGUUGUCCGUUACCUUGGGAGCUAUCAAGGCGAAGAGUAUCUAUGGAUAGUAAUGGAGUAUUGUGGAGGUGGCAGUGUUGCAGACUUGAUGAAUGUUACUGAUGAAUCAUUGGAAGAGUAUCAAAUUGCGUUUAUAUGUAGAGAAGCUUUAAAGGGUCUGUCUUAUUUGCACUCGAUCUUCAAGGUACAUAGAGAUAUUAAAGGUGGUAAUAUCUUAUUGACCGACCAAGGAGAGGUCAAGUUGGGUGAUUUUGGGGUUGCUGCACAACUUACAAGAACCAUGUCCAAACGCAAUACGUUUAUUGGCACACCCCAUUGGAUGGCACCUGAAGUUAUUCAAGAAAGCCGUUAUGAUGGGAAGGUUGACGUAUGGGCUCUUGGAGUUUCUGCAAUUGAAAUGGCAGAGGGUUAUCCACCGAGAGCUACGGUUCAUCCAAUGAGGGUACUUUUUAUGAUAUCUAUAGAGCCAGCUCCAAUGCUCGAGGACAAAGAAAAAUGGUCUCUGGUUUUCCAUGACUUCAUAGCUAAGUGUCUUACCAAGGACCCACGGCUUCGUCCAACCGCUGCUGAGAUGCUAAAGCACAAAUUCAUUGAAAGAUGCAAAAGUGGAGCUUCCACCAUGCUGCCCAAGAUUGAGAAGGCAAAGCAAAUCAGGGAGACUAUGGCUUUGCAAGCGCAGAAUGUUACUUCAGAUCCAGCUUUACAGGGAGAUAGUCCUUUGUUGAAUGAUGAUUACGGAGAUACUGUCCCAUCAAAAGUUCAGAAUGUUGCUCUUGAUUUAGCAAGCAAGGUGCCCUCAGGGAGUACUUUGGGAAAAUCUGAUGGAGUGGAACCGAAUGUUGAAGGUGAUUUUGGCACCUUCAUAGUCCGGAAGGGAGAUGAAGUAGACAUGAAAGUUAAUGCAGCAGAAAGGUUACCUGGUCUACAACAUGGUGGAAGCCCGUCUAUUAGUGGCAUUCGAGAUCAAGCUACAGAUUCUGGGAUUGGGACCCUAAAUAUGGAUGGUUUACCCGUUGGAGGAUCCAUGCCUUCUGGACAAUCCUUAAAAGCAUCGUCGUCAAUCUUUAGCUCUCCUGAGCAGAAACUUGAUUCAAAUAAAAGUGCUGAUGCAACUGCAGUCGCUGGUGGCAUGGAGAGCAGUUUAUUUACUAGUGAAACUGUGAGCAGGAAGGCACUGGAUAAGUUGUGGUCAAUAUAUUCGGCCGGGAACACUGUACCCAUUCCAUUCCUUAGAGCAACAGACAUAUCUCCUAUAGCUCUUUUAUCUGACAAUAUGCUUGGAGGUUCACAGUUGGAAGAUAGUGGAUGUAUUGCGGUGGAGGCCAUUCAAGAACUUUUCACCAGUGAUGCUCAGUUGAAAAAGGGCCGAAAUAGACAAAAUGAGGUACCUUUACCUCCUAGCGUAUUCCAGAGACUUACUUCCAGUCCUACUCUAAUGAAUCUUGCCCAGGCCCUAGCUUACCACAAAAUGUGCUAUGAAGACAUGCCGCUUCAAGAAAUGCAAGCAGCACAAGAGCAGCAAACUGUCCAGAAUCUUUCUGAUACACUUAGAACCAUCUUAAGAUUGUAGUCUCAAGGUUUUUCGGAAGGACUUCCAAGUGUAGCAAAUUUUGUUUCCUUCUACAAAACCCUGUGUAUAUACAGUUAUUAGUAGUUACAAGGUUAGACAAACAAUUCUGUAUGUGAUCAUCGUUUAGUUUUCGCUUUCCAUUUCGAAUUCGCUUAACCUGUAAAAAUGCAAUGCGUUAAAUUGUCUAUGAAUCUUUCCCAUAGAGUAAUCUUUUACCUAAUUCCUUUUUCUUUGAG